Molecule: messenger RNA, 793 nt
Organism: Solanum tuberosum (potato)
Lineage: Eukaryota; Viridiplantae; Streptophyta; Magnoliopsida; Solanales; Solanaceae
Product: iron-sulfur assembly protein IscA, chloroplastic
Exons: 3
Coding region: 51-581 (176 amino acids)
Biological process (GO): iron-sulfur cluster assembly
Cellular component (GO): chloroplast stroma
Molecular function (GO): iron-sulfur cluster binding; protein-macromolecule adaptor activity
Source: RefSeq, a predicted model, not a curated record
AAAUAAAAAAUAAAAAAUAAAAAAAUCAUUUGUGUGAUUUGCAGGUAACAAUGGCGUUCUCUGCAACUCUUCGAUGUUCAUCUUCUCUAUACCGCCCUUCGAAAAAUUCAACAAUUUCAAGCGUUUUGCGUCAAUCGUCUUCUUCACUGUCUUUUAGAUCUUCGCCUUCGUUUUUUAAUCGCAAAAAAACAUUGUCUAUUCGAUCUGCUACACUUGAAGCAGCACCUGCAUCUGGAGGAGUAGCACCUGCAAUUUCCUUAACCGACAAUGCAUUAAUGCACUUGAAUAAAAUGAGGAAUGAUCGGAAUGUGGACUUGUGUCUUAGAAUUGGCGUUAAACAAGGGGGAUGCUCGGGAAUGUCAUACACGAUGGAGUUUGAAAAGCGAGAAAAUGCUAGACCAGACGAUUCAAUCAUUGAGUACAAUGGAUUUGUUAUUGUUUGUGAUCCAAAAAGCCUUCUCUUCAUCUUCGGAAUGCAACUGGACUACAGCGAUGCAUUGAUAGGCGGGGGCUUCUCUUUCAAAAAUCCAAAUGCUACGCAAACUUGUGGUUGUGGAAAAUCGUUUACUGCUGAGAUGUAAGAGCAUGUAAUCUUAGAAAUGUACUACAACAUUACAUACUUGAACACCAACUGUAGUUUGCUUGGUCCUCUAGAUAUCGACAGACAGUAAUGAAGAUAUGUUAAAUCAUAUUAUGUGCACAAGGGACUGUAACUUUUAAAUGUGUAACUGGGAAUGCAUUUUAUUCUUCCUGCACAAAAUACUAAACAUCUAUGCCAUGUCGAUUUAUGCUU